Molecule: messenger RNA, 1374 nt
Organism: Verticillium nonalfalfae
Lineage: Eukaryota; Fungi; Ascomycota; Sordariomycetes; Glomerellales; Plectosphaerellaceae
Exons: 2
Coding region: 1-1374 (457 amino acids)
Source: RefSeq, a predicted model, not a curated record
AUGGACGGAGCAACGAACAACGUCCUCCGCCAGAGGAGGAGUAGAAGGAACACUCCUAAAUUUGUUGGACGACCUCGACACAACCUGGCACGCCGUCAGGUACCGCCUCCUCAACCAGUUCCCACGGCACCUGGCUCCGAAUCAAACAGCGACGUUACCGUACCCAGCGUCCCCGGCGCUCCCGACUCAGACUCGGACUCUGGAAACGAGGCUGCUCAGCCGCUGCCUCCUGGAAUCGUGCCCCCUCCCGGCGCUGUGCCCCCCGGUGUUGCCCCUCCUCCUGUUGCUCAGGUGGACAGUUCCGACGAUGGUGCCGAUUCGGGAAACGAACAACUUCAGCCAGCACCUUUGCCGCCCCCAGGAUUCCCAACAAACGGCGCCGCUCCACAACUCGGACGGCAACCUGUUGGUCAGAUCCCUGGCGCACUACCUUUCACUACCACGCUCCCGGGCAACCCAGUGCAAACGGGCAACCUGCCGCCUCCUCAACAGCCGGCUCCUGCCAACCCCGAUGCCGGCCGACGCCCGCCCUCUAACGCUGAGAGGCCGCUACCUGGAAGCAUGAACACGAUUCCUCCGGUCGGCGCCGUUCCGACCACGGUCCCGCAGGCUCCAGCUCCCGUCCAGCCUCCCGUCCCAGUUCAACCUCCUCCCCAAGCGCAACCUCCGGCCCCUGUCCAACCUGUUCAACCCGUCCAACCUCCUCCUCAGGUUCAGCAACCUCCCCAACAGCCGCAGCCAGUCCUGCCCUUGCCGACAGCUAGUGCCUCACUGCCCAUUCCGUCACAACCAAGCGCCGCACUGCCCUCAGCCGUCCAGCCUCCCCUUGCUGGAAUUCCUGGACUUACUUCGAUCGCGCGCGAGGAGGUUGCCCCUACGCCUACCGGCUCUACUGUUGCCGCGCCCGUAAUUGCCCCUGCCAACACAGGAGGCGACUCGGAUCGUGGCAUUGCUGUGGGUAUCACCUUUGGAACCCUAGCCCUCAUUGGCAUCCUCGUUGCUAUUGGAAUCUUCAUUUUCAAGAAGAACAGCUCCAAGAAGGCCGAUGUUGAAGCUGCCGCUCCUCCACCCGCCCCUGUCGCCGCACCGGCUCCUCUCGCCAUACCCCAGACCGCCCGAGUGCCUCGUGCCAACAACCAGACCAUCAUCGAAGCUUAUGGAAGAGACGAAAACGACAUGGAGCAAAUGGGCUACUACAACGAGAAGGGCUUCCAGAAGCUGCCUCCGCUCCCUCAGCAGGGAGGUGACCAAGGCUACGGUGGCGAGGACGACUACAACAACAACAACAGAAACGACAACAAUUCGUACAUGCCCGGCCAAGGUGGUUUGCCCGUGGCGCAGAGAGACUCCGAUGGCCGAUAUCUCGGACGAUGA